AUGUGUCGCUUCGUUCAGGAAUUCAACCAUCUGUCGCUGGUGAAGAAGACGAGUGGCAGAAACGUCUACAACAAGACGGCAAGAAAAGAAGACAGCGUUUUGAUGGACACGGACCUGACUGAGGGCAGACAGGAAGAAGCAGAAGUGUUCCUCGGAUUCCUACUGAACGGCCUCAACGACAAGAUGUUCGAAUUGAUGAAACCAGUUUUGGAUUUGGAGAAUACCUGCAGUGUUUCGGAAAUCAUACGAGCUGGACAUGUUUCUACGGAGAAUAUUCAACCGUUCCUGACUCUGCGACUGAAUGUCGACAGAGUAAAGCCUAUCAACGAGGCUCUGGAGACACUUAUGAAUAAGGAGCAGCUGGAAGGAUUAACCUCUCCUAACACAAAUGAAGUGGUACAGGCGUGGCAGCAACUGCUGUUGGAUGUGCUGCCAGUUAUCCUCAUUCUGCAUCUGAAAUUCUUCGAUUUCAAGCUAGACGGUUGUUCGAAAAUCAUCAAGACGUUGGAAUUCCCUGUAGACCUAGAAAUCGAAUCGAGGUUGUUAUCUUCGGAGUCACAAACGCCCGAUGGAAGAAAGUAUAUGUUGUUUGCCUAG
Messenger RNA from Phaedon cochleariae (mustard beetle), 597 nucleotides. Lineage: Eukaryota; Metazoa; Arthropoda; Insecta; Coleoptera; Chrysomelidae. The record is from the annotation of a GenBank genome assembly.